Mandrillus leucophaeus (drill) is the source of this 1051-nucleotide messenger RNA. It is a transcript of the gene PRKAR2A, whose product is annotated as protein kinase, cAMP-dependent, regulatory, type II, alpha. The transcript has 9 exons. Bases 112 to 864 code for a protein of 250 amino acids. NCBI's taxonomy places the organism in Eukaryota, Metazoa, Chordata, Mammalia, Primates, Cercopithecidae. The record is from RefSeq and is a predicted model, not a curated record.
GUGAUUCAUCCUAAAACUGAUGAACAGAGAUGCAGACUUCAGGAAGCUUGCAAAGAUAUUCUCCUUUUCAAAAAUCUCGAUCAGGAACAACUUUCUCAAGUUCUUGAUGCCAUGUUUGAAAGGAUAGUCAAAGCUGAUGAGCAUGUCAUUGACCAAGGAGAUGAUGGAGACAACUUUUAUGUCAUAGAACGGGGAACUUAUGACAUUUUAGUAACAAAAGAUAAUCAAACCCGCUCUGUUGGUCAAUAUGACAACCGUGGCAGUUUCGGAGAACUAGCUCUGAUGUACAACACCCCGAGAGCUGCUACCAUUGUUGCUACCUCAGAAGGCUCCCUCUGGGGACUGGACCGGGUGACUUUUAGAAGAAUCAUAGUGAAAAAUAAUGCAAAAAAGAGGAAGAUGUUUGAAUCAUUUAUUGAGUCUGUGCCCCUCCUUAAAUCGCUAGAGGUGUCAGAACGAAUGAAGAUAGUGGAUGUAAUAGGAGAGAAGAUCUAUAAGGAUGGAGAACGCAUAAUCACUCAGGGUGAAAAGGCUGAUAGCUUUUACAUCAUAGAGUCUGGUGAAGUGAGCAUCUUGAUUAGAAGCAAGACUAAAUCAAACAAGGAUGGUGGGAACCAGGAGGUCGAGAUUGCCCGCUGCCAUAAGGGGCAGUACUUUGGAGAGCUUGCCCUGGUCACCAACAAACCCAGAGCUGCCUCAGCUUAUGCAGUUGGAGAUGUCAAAUGCUUAGUUAUGGAUGUACAAGCAUUCGAGAGGCUUCUGGGGCCCUGCAUGGACAUCAUGAAGAGGAACAUCUCACACUAUGAGGAACAGCUGGUGAAGAUGUUUGGCUCCAGCAUGGAUCUGGGCAACCUCGGGCAGUAGGUGACCAAAGGAAGCUCAUGCUAUUGUAAAGCCUUGUUCCAGUUUGAUCUUGCCCACAUUGGGACAGAGACACCUGCUUGUAUCAAAGGGCCAAGCCGUGGGAACAUAUGAAAUCUAGGACCCAAGAAACUGGUAGAUGGAAAUCUUGGGACCCACUGGGGCCCAAUAAACUGGUAGCUGAACCCUC